GGCAGUUUUUUUAGGCUCUAUAAUGGCUUUUCUUGUACAAUAGGCAAAAGAAAAUUUUCUAAAGCAGCUGAGCUUCCAACAAUGGCUUCUCUAAUUUCUUCACAUAUAUACAUUCCCAUUCCCAACUAACUGUAACCUAACCGUUCGAUCAAUUUUUCUCUCUAUCUCACAGUCAUAAAUUCAUAAUCCGCCGUCUUCUUCAACAACCCUUUUCGUCACUUUCGAAGCUUUUUCUUCAUCGCUUUCAUCGACAAUCUUUCACCCAUUUUCUUCCCUUCAUCACUCUUUAAAACCCAAACAAUAUCAAGGGGCGAUUGAUCUUGCUGCAAUCUCCAUUGGUGCGCUCUCUUGAUCGCGAAGAAAUUAUAGAUAGUCAAUUUUCUCAGUGAGACAAUUUCUUUUUAAAGAUGUCGACGACAGCAGCCUCUAAUCUUCAGAUGGUCACACUGAGAAACUGCAAGUUCUCUUCUCCAAGAGGUUUCGAGGGUGUUGUUACACCAGCUAUUGGUGGAAAUUUAAAGGUAAUGCCAUGGGCUAAACUUAGGAGUGUCUACAAUGUAUCCUCUCUGAAAUACUUUCAGCUGAAUUCCACCACUUCAUCUUCUACAAAAUUUGGGAAGAUUGCAACUAAAGCUAUGUCUGGAUCUAGUGAAAACAUACCAGUCUCCGGGUUGCCAGUUGAUUUAAAAGGUAAGCGGGCAUUUAUUGCUGGUGUAGCUGAUGAUAAUGGUUAUGGUUGGGCGAUAGCAAAAUCUCUUGCUGCUGCUGGGGCUGAAAUUAUUGUUGGUACAUGGGUCCCUGCUUUAAACAUCUUUGAAUCCAGCUUGCGACGUGGAAAGUUUGACGAAUCUCGAGCGUUGCCAGAUGGAUCUUUAAUGGAGAUCACCAAAAUAUAUCCCUUGGAUGCAGUUUUUGACAAUCCUGAGGAUGUUCCUGAAGAUAUAAAAACAAAUAAGCGCUAUGCAGGUUCCGCUAAUUGGACAGUUCAGGAAGUAGUAGAAUCAGUAAAGAAGGAUUUUGGAACCAUUGACAUCCUCGUGCAUUCACUUGCAAAUGGGCCAGAGGUAAGUAAACCUCUCUUAGAAACAUCCAGGAAAGGUUACCUAGCGGCUUUAUCUGCAUCAAGUUACUCCUACAUAUCUCUUCUUAAGCAUUUCAUUCCAAUAAUGAAUCCAGGUGGUUCGUCAAUCUCUCUUACAUAUAUUGCAUCCGAAAGGAUCAUUCCUGGAUAUGGAGGAGGUAUGAGUUCAGCAAAAGCUGCACUGGAGAGUGAUACACGGGUGCUUGCAUUCGAGGCGGGUAGAAAAAAUAAGAUCAGAGUGAACACUAUAUCCGCUGGUCCACUUGGAAGUCGUGCAGCAAAAGCGAUCGGAUUCAUCGAUAAGAUGAUAGACUACUCACUAGCAAAUGCACCUCUGCAGAAAGAAUUAUCUGCAGAGGAGGUGGGGAACGCAGCUGCCUUUUUGGCAUCUCCUUUAGCUUCUGCCAUAACUGGUUCUGUUAUCUAUGUUGACAAUGGUUUGAACGCCAUGGGAGUGGGAACCGAUAGCCCGAUAUUUGAAGGACUUUGAUCUUCUAACUGACAACCAAUGACCACCAGACACCAUUGCUGACUGUUGAAAUGAAACCAGAAGAAAUUGCUGGAUGAACCUUCAAGCUUGAAGCCAAGUCUUUGUUCAUCUGCUUGUUCUUGCUUCCAUAAUUUUCAUCAACUUCGUUUCACUUUGUCCUAAUUAUAGCAAGAGAUUUUAUUUUUUCCAUUUUGAGGAUUUGACGCUUUUUCUAUAUGAUUCUUCAAACCACAUCAUCAUCCAAUUAAUUUAGUGAAGGUCAAUAAUGUAUCUAAAAGGAUGUUGGUUCAAACUUCAAAUUGACAUUGAAUUGGGAAAACAUGCUAAUAA
Molecule: messenger RNA, 1901 nt
Organism: Benincasa hispida (wax gourd)
Lineage: Eukaryota; Viridiplantae; Streptophyta; Magnoliopsida; Cucurbitales; Cucurbitaceae
Product: enoyl-[acyl-carrier-protein] reductase [NADH], chloroplastic-like
Biological process (GO): fatty acid biosynthetic process
Molecular function (GO): enoyl-[acyl-carrier-protein] reductase (NADH) activity
Source: RefSeq, a predicted model, not a curated record